AUGGCAGCGGAGAAGCAGGUCCCGGGCGGCGGCGGUGGCGGCGGAGGCGGCGGAGGUGGCGGCGGCAGCGGGGGACGCGGCGGCGGAGAGGAGAACAAGGAAAAUGAGCUUCCUCCUGCCGGGUCGAAGGGAAACCGACGGUUCGGAGACAGCCUGGGCCUGGAGAUCCUUCAAAUUAUCAAGGAAUCCCAGCAACAACAUGGUUUACGGCAUGGAGAUUUUCAGAGAUACAGGGGAUAUUGUUCCCGUAGACAAAGACGUCUCCGAAAAACACUCAAUUUUAAGAUGGGGAAUAGACAUAAAUUCACAGGGAAAAAAGUAACUGAAGAGCUCCUAUCUGACAACAGAUACUUGCUUUUGAUUUUGAUGGAUGCUGAAAGAGCCUGGAGCUAUGCCAUGCAACUUAAACAAGAAGCAAAUACUGAACCUCGAAAACGGUUUCAUUUGUUAUCUCGACUUCGAAAAGCCGUGAAGCAUGCUGAGGAGUUGGAACGCUUGUGUGAGAGUAAUAGGGUGGAUGCCAAGACUAAACUAGAGGCUCAGGCUUACAUGGCUUAUCUAACAGGAAUGCUGCGCUUUGAACACCAGGAGUGGAAGGCAGCAAUGGAGGCUUUUAACAAAUGCAAAACCAUCUAUGAAAAGCUAGCUAGUGCUUUUACUGAGGAACAGGCUGUAUUAUAUAAUCAACGAGUGGAAGAAAUUUCACCCAACAUACGCUAUUGUGCCUAUAAUAUUGGGGACCAGUCAGCUAUUAGUGAAUUGAUGCAGAUGAGACUGAGGUCUGGUGGUACUGAGGGUCUUCUAGCUGAGAAAUUGGAGUCAUUGAUCACCCAGACUCGAGCGAAGCAAGCGGCUACUAUGAGUGAAGUAGAGUGGAGAGGGAGAACUGUUCCAGUAAAAAUUGACAAAGUGAGGAUCUUCUUACUGGGGUUAGCUGACAAUGAAGCAGCCAUUAAUCAGGCUGAAAGUGAAGAAACCAAGGAGCGUCUGUUUGAGUCCUUGCUUAGUGAAUGUCGGGAUACUAUCCAAGCUGUCCGGGAAGAGCUGAAGCCAGAUCAGAAACAAAGAGAGAACAGCCUUGAUGGAGAGUCUGGGAAAGUUUCUAAUUUGCAAUACCUACACAGCUACCUGACUUUCAUCAAGCUGUCUACUGCAAUCAAACGUAAUGAAAGCAUGGCAAAGGGUCUGCAGAAGGCACUGCUGCAGCAGCAACCAGAAGAUGAUAGCAAGCGCUCUCCCCGGCCCCAGGACCUGAUUCGCCUCUAUGACAUCAUCCUCCAGAAUCUGGUGGAACUGCUCCAAUUGCCUGGCUUAGAGGAGGACAAAGUUUUCAAAAAAGAGAUAGGACUCAAGACACUGGUAUACAAGGCUUACAGGUGUUUCUUUAUUGCUCAAUCUUAUGUGCUGGUGAAAAAAUGGAGUGAAGCCCUGGUCCUAUAUGAUCGAGUCCUAAAAUAUGCCAGUGAAGUGCAGUCUCAAGCAGGAGCCUCCCAAAACAGCCUAAAGGAACUACCUGAUGUCCAGGAGUUGAUUACUCAGGUGAAAUCAGAAAAAUACUCUCUACAGGCAGCUGCUAUCUUAGAUACAAAUGACCCUCAUGAAACAGAAUGUCCUUCCCAAAUCAAGGACAAUAAGCCUCUUGUUGAACGAUUUGACACUUUUUACCUGGAUCCUUCCCUCGUCAGCAAGCAAGCCAACCUCGUUCACUUUCCACCAGGAUUCAAACCCAUCCCUUGCAAGCCCUUGUUCUUUGAUCUGGCCCUUAACCACGUGGCUUUCCCACCCCUAGAGGACAAGGUGGAACAGAAGACCAAGAGUGGCCUGACUGGAUAUAUUAAGGGCAUUUUUGGAUUCAGGAGUUAAUCAGUCUUCUGCACUGGGAGAUUUAGAUUCUUACUGUGUAUUGUGAGAAAGCUUCAGAAUAUUAAAUUCAGGUCUGAAAUUGCCCAGGGUGGGGAUCUUAACAUCUUCCCUAUAUCCUCUGUGUGUAUGCACUUGCAUACGUAAUCAAUGUGUUAGAGGGAAACCAUACUCUUUUCCUGAUCAGUGUGUGUGAAUUUAUUGUCUCCCUUAAGAUCUGGGUAGGGGGCAAUACAAUUCUGUCCCAUCAGACUCUUGGAACUUAUAUUUCUAUCAGCAGUGCAUUCAGGGAGAGUAUAUACCAGUCACGGACCACACCGAGAAUCAUAUUUUUCCCAUUAGUAAAAUGGAUUUUAAACCAAACUAUCCUUCCUAUUGGGAUAAUUGUGAGCAUCUAGAAUACUUGGAUAACAUUUAUCAUUACUAUGAAAAUGUAUAAAAUGUUGGUCCUGCCUUACUUCUCACUCCUAACUCAGUUAUAAAGAGCUGUAGUAUAAGAAAGGAUCUUUAUUUUUAAAGGAAAUAUGUUCUGAAAUGAUGAAACCAAUCCUUGUAUUAAAAAGCAAAGGUAGUGGACACCAUAAUACAUUUUUAUAUAACCUAAUUUAAUAUUUAGUGGUAUCUUCCUGAGAUUAAACCUUGCUACUACUACCUUGAUUUUUCUUUCUGGGGUGAUACUUUAUUGUGUCUCUGCCCUAUCAAAGCCUACCUGAUAAUUUUGCUAUUGACAAUGCUAGAUAGGGAUAUAUUAGAGGAGCCAUCUUUAAAAAGAAAACUUCUAUCCUGGUAUUUCUAGAGACAGCUUACUGUUGUAUUUGUAUUACCCUUCCAUUUUAAAAUGGAGUUUCUUGCCUUGUCCAUUUCAGCAUUCAUAACAGAAUUUCUCCUUUACCUCUUAAUGUCACAGUAAGUUGCACUGAAUGGAAUUUUACUGUCAUAAGGAUUAGAAUUUUUAAUGAGCCAGUAGCAAGGGUUUAUGCUGCUGUGUUUAGUAUUUAAAGACAGUCAAGAAAAUAGAUUUAGCACAGGAGCAUUCUCUCCAGAUAGCCUAGUCAGCCUUUCACAUAGGGUCACUGGAUAUCAAACAGAUUUGUUAUAAGAGGCUAAGACAGCCAAAUGUAAAUGUAUGUACACCUCCUGGUCAUCAGAUGCAAUCAAGUUGUUCCUAUGAUUGGCUUUGUUGUGAAUGGAUUCAGGAUCAGGAUUCUGCACAAGCUACUCAUAUUAAUCCCUGGACUGUUUUAUACAAUGACAUUUUAGAAACCAAACAAAAUACUUCCAUUGGGAUAGGAAGUGGGGAAUGAAAUUUAUGAUAUUAUGAAUUUGACAUGCUCUUUGUCUCAAAUGGAUAACUUUCAUGUUCCUUUGAUUCAUUGUCUUCUAACUACUCUGGUACCAGCAAUAGUAAGAUUUGAUCCAUCAAGAACCUUCUUUCUCCCAAAGUGGGGAGAUGAAUGGGGAAUAAGUGGGGGGAAAGAAACAAUUUAGUCUACUUUUGUAUUUUUUAAACAUAUGCUUAGAUUGGUCCUUGUUAAUUUUCAUUUUAAUUAAAUCUGUUAGAUGUUCAGUUAGGGUGAAAGGGAACAGGGUUCCCAAGCAAGCAAGAUUUAAUCUGAAGAAGCAGAUGUUAGCUGCUGUCUCUUAAUUUUAAUUUAUCAAGUAAUGAAAUUUUAAACACAUCAUUUGGCACAGGUAGUGAUUUAUCCCAAACUGUCUUUCUGUUUCUGUUUAGAAAAUGUUCUGUUUAGGAAAAUGUUGAAUUGAGUCAGUUGAUAGAUUGGCUCAGCCCCUCUCCAGCUGCUGUGCCUCCUGGCUUUUUCCUCCUUUCAUGUACAUUGUUUUGAUGUCCUGUCUCCUUUUCCAAUUUUACAUUAAAUCAAAUGAGAGUUCUUUGUUUCCCUAUUUAAAAUAAAACAUUGAUCUGGUUGAGUUCUC
Molecule: messenger RNA, 3795 nt
Organism: Antechinus flavipes (yellow-footed antechinus)
Lineage: Eukaryota; Metazoa; Chordata; Mammalia; Dasyuromorphia; Dasyuridae
Gene: SRP68
Product: signal recognition particle 68
Exons: 16
Coding region: 1-1863 (620 amino acids)
Biological process (GO): SRP-dependent cotranslational protein targeting to membrane
Cellular component (GO): signal recognition particle, endoplasmic reticulum targeting
Molecular function (GO): endoplasmic reticulum signal sequence receptor activity; 7S RNA binding; signal recognition particle binding
Source: RefSeq, a predicted model, not a curated record